This is a messenger RNA of Camelus dromedarius (Arabian camel), 2355 nucleotides long. RefSeq names its product anti-Mullerian hormone (gene AMH). Lineage: Eukaryota; Metazoa; Chordata; Mammalia; Artiodactyla; Camelidae. The transcript is spliced from 5 exons. Gene Ontology annotation, molecular function: growth factor activity. Bases 549 to 2276 code for a protein of 575 amino acids. Gene Ontology annotation, biological process: gonad development; Mullerian duct regression. The record is from RefSeq and is a predicted model, not a curated record.
CCCUGGGUGGGGCAGCCUGCGAGCCAGCAGCGCGUCUGGGGCUCUCCUCAGAGGAAAGCAGUAGCUGCUCGCUCCCCUUUGGGGCGCGUGGGGGGCCAGCACGCAGGGGCGGGGCCCGCCAGGCGCGCCUGGCUGCGGUCUGAGCGAGGGUGAUGUGUUUUCCUCGGGCUGGUGCGCGGCCGUCUGGGGCAGGAGCGCUGGCCCUCUCCGCCCCCACCCCUGACCUGGGGGCUGUUGAUAGUCUGGUCCGUCUGGGCUACUCACUCGCUGCUCACAGUCCCAGAGACUCCUGUCUCCAAAGGGGAAAACUUGUCAAGGACAGCUGUUGACAAGUGGGUCACAGGCCACAGUUUCUAUCACUGGUCAGGAGGAGAUAGCUAGCCAGGUCAGAACAGAAGGAGCUUUGAGAAGGCCGCCUGGCCUGCCCAAGCUCCCAGCGGGUGCUGGCCCCCAAGGUCACAUCCCGAGAGAUAGGGGCUGCUCUCCUGCACAAACAGCCCUGCUCGCCCAUAUAAGCCAGGGCAGCCCAGCCCCUGGAAGCACCCAGAAUGCAGGGCCCGCCCCUCUCUCGGCUGGCCCUGGUGCUGUCGGUGCUGGGGGCUCUGCUGAGGGCCGGGACCCCCAGGGAAGAGACCUCCAGCACCCCAACCUUGCCUGGGGAGCCAACUACAGACACUGGGGGGCUCAUCUUCCACCAAGACUGGGAAUGGCCCCCCCCCAGCAUCCGGCCACCAGGCAGCCCUGGGGAUCCUCUGUGCCUGGUGACCCUGGGUGGGGGUGGCAAUGGGAGCAGUGCUCUCCUGCGGGUGGUGGGGGCCUUGAGUGGCUACGAGCAGGCCUUCCUGGAGGCUGUGCAGCAUGCCCGCUGGGGCCCUCGCGACCUGGCGACCUUCGGGGUCUGCCCCCCCAGCGGUAGGCAGGCUGCCCUGCCCCACCUACAGCAGCUGCAGGCGUGGCUGGGGGAGGCCGGGGGGCGGCGGCUGGUGGUCCUGCACCUGGAGGAAGUGAUGUGGGAGCUGACGCCCUCGCUGAAGUUCCAGGAGCCUCCACCUGGAGGAGCCAGUCCCCUGGAGCUGGCCCUGCUGGUGUUGUACCCAGGAACCGGCCCGGAGGUCACCGUCACCGGGACUGGGCUGCCUGGCACCCAGAGUCUCUGUCCAGCUCCGGACUCCAGUUACCUGGUGCUGUCUGUGGACCGCCCGGAGGUGGCCUGGCGCGGCCCUGGGCUCGCCCUGACCCUGCGGCGUCGCGGAAACGGUGCCCCCCUGAGCACUGCCCAGCUGCAGGCCCUGCUGUUUGGCUCGGAUUCCCGCUGCUUCACACGGAUGACCCCGGCCCUGUUGCUGCUGCCCCCACAAGGGCCUGUGCCUCUGUCUGCGCGAGGCCAGCUGGACUCGGUGCCCUUUCCACAGCCCAGGGCAUCCCCGGAGCCCGAGGAGCCGCUCCCCAGCGCUGACCCCUUCCUGGAAACUCUCAUGCGCCUGGUGCGCGCGGUGCGGGGUCCCCCGGCCCGAGCCUCGCCCCCGCGUCUGGCCCUGGACCCCGGAGCGCUGGCCGGUUUCCCGCAGGGCCAGGUCAACCUGUCGGACCCCGCGGCGCUGGAGCGCCUGCUGGACGGCGAGGAGCCUCUGCUGCUGCUCCUGCCGCCCACCGCAGCCACCGCCGGGGGCCCCGCGCCGCUGCAGGAUCCUGCCUCCGCGCUCUGGGCUGAGGGCCUCACGCGCCGGGUGACCGCCAAGCUUCAGAGGGCGGCCGAGGAGCUGCGCGGCCUCCCCGGGCUGCCGCCAGCCGCCACGCCACUGCUGGCACGCCUCCUCGCGCUGUGCCCGGGGGACCCGAGCGGCCCCGGCGGCCCGCUGCGCGCGCUGCUGCUACUAAAGGCGCUGCAGGGCCUGCGCGCCGAGUGGCACGGGCGGGAGCGGAGCGGCCCUGCCCGGGCGCAGCGCAGUGCGGGGGCCCCAGCCGCCGACGGGCCGUGUGCGCUGCGCGAGCUGCGCGUGGACCUGCGCGCCGAGCGCUCGGUACUCAUCCCUGAGACGUACCAGGCCAACAACUGCCAGGGCGCGUGCGGCUGGCCGCAGUCGGACCGCAACCCACGGUACGGCAACCAUGUGGUGCUCCUGCUGAAGAUGCAGGCCCGCGGCGUGGCCCUGGCGCGCCCGCCCUGCUGCGUGCCCACAGCCUACGCCGGCAAGCUCCUCAUCAGCCUGUCGGAGGAGCGCAUCAGUGCACACCAUGUGCCAAACAUGGUGGCCACCGAGUGCGGCUGCCGGUGACCCUGUGCCCCAAGUGGCGCACUGGCCCAUAUUUAUUUGGACCCCUUCAUCACCCCAAUAAAGACCAGAAAGCACGUGG